This is a messenger RNA of Chenopodium quinoa (quinoa), 1645 nucleotides long. Its product is annotated as branched-chain amino acid aminotransferase 2, chloroplastic-like. Gene Ontology annotation, cellular component: chloroplast. NCBI's taxonomy places the organism in Eukaryota, Viridiplantae, Streptophyta, Magnoliopsida, Caryophyllales, Amaranthaceae. The transcript is spliced from 10 exons. Gene Ontology annotation, molecular function: branched-chain-amino-acid:2-oxoglutarate transaminase activity. Gene Ontology annotation, biological process: branched-chain amino acid metabolic process. The record is from RefSeq and is a predicted model, not a curated record. The coding region runs from base 204 to 1460 and encodes 418 amino acids.
UAGUUAAAUAAUGUCUGAAUGACCUCAAUAUACAUACGUAAUCUUGAGGUUAAGCUUAAGCAUAAGAGAGUAGGUGAUUCAUAUUUCAUGCCAUAAAAACCAAGGGUUUAUGCAAAUUUGGGCGAACAUAGUUACCGUACUUAUAAAAGGGGGCGCCAACACCGGAGUCGGAAACCCAGAAACUAAGCUCAAGAGAGAGAAAAAUGGAGUCCAUUUUCGCCCCCACCUUGACUCAAGCCACCUUUCUCUCUCCUCUUUCGCCGCCAUCGAACGACGUUUCUAGCAUCCCUAAUCUCUCUCAUUUCUCCUUCUCCGCUAGAAACUUCGCCGCUCCUUUCUCUCUCAAGGUUCAGAAGCAAUUAGCUAUUGCUCAUAGCAAUGGUCGAGCGAUUAAUUCGGCGAAAUGCAAUGCUACAUUGUCAGAUACUCUUAGCCAAACAUCCCCAUUAGCCGACAUUGAUUGGGACAACCUUGGAUUUGGAUUUUUGCCUACUGAUUACAUGUAUGUUAUGAAAUGUGCUCGAGGUGAAAGCUUCUCAAAAGGUGAAUUAAAGCGAUAUGGAAACAUAGAAAUGAGCCCUGCUGCUGGUAUCUUAAAUUAUGGGCAGGGACUAUUUGAAGGCUUAAAAGCUUACAGAACACAAGAUGGUAAUAUUGUGCUUUUUCGUCCGGAAGAGAACGCGUUGCGGAUGAGAGCUGGUGCAGAGAGGAUGUGCAUGGCUGCACCAACUGUUGAACAAUUUCUGGAAGCUGUUAAAGAAAUAGUUUUGGCAAAUGAACGUUGGAUCCCCCCUACUGGUAAAGGUUCUUUAUACAUUAGGCCAUUACUCAUGGGUAGUGGUUCAGUUCUAGGGAUUGCACCAGCCCCUGAAUACACCUUUCUGAUCUAUGCAUCACCUGUUGGUAACUACUUUAAGGAAGGCCUUGCACCCAUAAAUUUGGUGAUUGAGACUGAUUUUCACCGUGCUAGUCCUGGUGGAACUGGAGGAGUCAAAACUAUUGGGAACUACGCAGCGGUUCUGAAGGCUCAUACUGCUGCUAAAGCCCAAGGUUAUUCUGAUGUACUAUACCUGGACUGUGUACACAAAAAAUACCUGGAGGAGGUGUCGUCUUGUAAUGUAUUUGUUGUGAAGGAUAAUGUGAUAUCUACUCCUGCAAUUAAGGGAACAAUUCUGCCUGGCAUUACGAGGAAAAGCAUUAUUGAUAUUGCUUGUAGCCUAGGUUUUGAGGUUGUGGAGCAGCUUGUGCCAGUGGAUCAACUUCUCAGUGCUGAUGAAGUAUUUUGUACCGGCACAGCAGUGGUGGUAUCGCCUGUUGGGAGCAUUACACAUAAGGGUAAAAGGACAUCCUUUGGAGAUGGUAAGGUUGGACGUGUGGCGCAGCAGCUUCAUACUGCGCUUACUAGACUACAAAUGGGUAUUGCAGAAGAUAAUAUGGACUGGAUUGUCAAACUUAAGUGAAGAUUGUUGUUGUUUUUUUUUUUUUUUUUUUUUUUUUUUUUUUUUUUUUUUUUGUUGUUGUUGUAACUCAUUGUACACCAUGCAAGGGGGGAUACUAUAUGUUUCUUCAGCGUUAGUGUGGUAAAUUGUCAUUGUCUGGUUACAUAUUAUCUAUCAAGUUCCAAGCAAAUUACUUGUUUUAUUUA